Anopheles nili is the source of this 1476-nucleotide messenger RNA. RefSeq names its product UDP-N-acetylhexosamine pyrophosphorylase-like protein 1 (gene mmy). Bases 1 to 1458 code for a protein of 485 amino acids. The record is from RefSeq and is a predicted model, not a curated record. Gene Ontology annotation, biological process: UDP-N-acetylglucosamine biosynthetic process. NCBI's taxonomy places the organism in Eukaryota, Metazoa, Arthropoda, Insecta, Diptera, Culicidae. Gene Ontology annotation, molecular function: UDP-N-acetylglucosamine diphosphorylase activity. The transcript has a single exon.
AUGUGUGAAAAAUAUAACACUAUUGCACAGCAGCUGGCUAAAUGGCAACAAAGCCACUUGUUGACGUUCUGGGAUGAGCUUACUGAGGAAGAGAAGGCCAAACUACUUGAUACAGCCGUUGAAAGUGUAGAUUGCGCCGCACUGGAUGAAGCGUUUCGACGAGCUAUGGCAACCGCCACGUCGACGAAGGAGAACUUAAAUGAACAGCUCAAGCCGCUCGCACGAGAACGGUACCUCUCGGUGUCUGAGGCAACCAAGGAGCAACUAUUGGAUCUUCAGCAGGUAGGCUUAGAGCAAAUCCGCGAAGGAAGAGUUGGUGUGAUACUUCUUGCCGGUGGUCAAGGCACCAGGCUUGGAUCGUCCGCCCCUAAGGGCACCUUCAACGUUGGCCUGCCCUCGCAGAAAUCUCUAUUCCAGUUGCAAGCCGAGCGUAUCCGGAAGCUGCAGAAACUAGCGGGUGCCGAAGGGCGCAUUCGAUGGUACAUCAUGACUAGCGAACACACGCAUUGCGAAACACGCGAUUAUUUCCUUGCGAACCAGCACUUCGGGCUACCUUCUGACCAGAUUCGUUUGUUCCGUCAGCGUAGUGUACCAUGCGUAGAUUUCGAAGGUCGCAUUCUGCUAGAUGAAAAAUGGAAGGUGGCCACCGCUCCUGAUGGCAACGGAGGUAUCUAUCGAGCCCUUAAAGAUGAAGGUAUAUUGGACGAGAUGGACCGUGAGGGUGUUCGGUAUUUGCAUGCUCACAGUGUCGACAACAUUCUUAUAAAAGUUGCGGACCCGGUUUUCAUCGGUUACUGCGUUCGCAAGCGCGCGGAUUGCGGAGUGAAAGUUAUCGAGAAGGUUCAACCAGACGAGGCAGUUGGCGUGGUUUGUGAAGUAAAAGGCAAAUAUCAAGUUGUCGAGUACAGCGAGCUCUCAAGCGAAACGGCCACUCAACGAAAUCCAUGUGAUGGGAAGUUAACGUUUAAUGCGGGAAACAUUUGCAAUCAUUUCUUCACUACUGAGUUUUUGCGCCGCAUCGCUGAAACGCAGAUGCCAUUACACGUAGCCAAAAAGAAGAUUCCAUUCAUUGAUACGGUUACUGGGGAGCGCGUAAAGCCUACCGUGCCCAAUGGCAUAAAGAUGGAAAAAUUCAUUUUCGAUGUUUUUCCUUUGGCGAAACAGUUUGUGGCCUUGGAAGGACGCCGGGAAGAGGAGUUCAGCGCGCUUAAAAACGCUGACUCGGCCGGUAUAGACUGUCCGGCAAGCGUGCGAAAUGACAUAUAUAGAUUGCACAGGAAGUGGCUUAUCAAUGCAGGCGCCAGCGAAAUAAUCGAUGCGGGUGAUGGGUCGAUUGAUUGUGAAAUUUCUCCGCUGUUAUCGUAUGCCGGCGAGAACCUAGAAAUGGCUGCAGCCGGUCAAAGCUUUCAAUGUCCGAUCUAUUUGACAUGCGAUGAUGAAGAUCAUCAACUGGGCUAAACAUAGUUUACAAACCUA